Struthio camelus australis is the source of this 352-nucleotide messenger RNA. The record is from RefSeq and is a predicted model, not a curated record. Lineage: Eukaryota; Metazoa; Chordata; Aves; Struthioniformes; Struthionidae.
UGAAGAGUACUGCAUGUCCUUCGAAGGGAUUCACCUUCCCCAGAUCCCCGGGAAGCUGCUCUUUGGCCUGGUGAAGCGCUACCUGUGCGUCACUUUUCUUGUGGACAAGCUCAGCAGUGGUGCGGAGCAGGGAGGGGAGCCGCAGGACCGCGCCGUGUCCGGCUCGCUUGGCGGGGAGAGGAGCCGUGUGAAGCAGGAGUUUGAGUUCAGCAUGGCUAUGGCAAACCUCAUCUCGGAGCUGGUGCGCGUGAUGGGCUGGGACCACAGGCACAAGCUGGAGCUGUCGUCGCCGCAGGGGACGCAGCCUCGCACCGCCCGCUCCAUCUUCCAGCCCAAGGCUCCAGCCCGCCCU